Messenger RNA from Acinonyx jubatus (cheetah), 3791 nucleotides. RefSeq names its product HEAT repeat containing 9 (gene HEATR9). The record is from RefSeq and is a predicted model, not a curated record. NCBI's taxonomy places the organism in Eukaryota, Metazoa, Chordata, Mammalia, Carnivora, Felidae. The coding region runs from base 1854 to 3695 and encodes 613 amino acids. The transcript is spliced from 13 exons.
GAGAAGAAGACGAUGGCCUACGAAAUAUCAGCUGACAUCCUUGACAUCGCCACAUCGAUGUUCAAGUACCCAUGGCUGGAGUACCCAGAGAGGACCAAAGAACUCAGAAAAGCCAUGGCUCCUGUUCGCCUGCCCUUGUCCCGCUACCAGGUAAGACACCUAACUUUUGCCACCCUGGGAACUUUGUUGAAGUAGGAGCGUCAGCAGAUGGUCCCUUUUCAUUAAGGUCAGUUCACAGAACCCUUACACACUCACCCCUGGGGCUUCCACUAACUCUGUGUGACCUUGGACAAGUCACUUUCCCUCCCUGAGUCUCAGGAGCUUCCUCUGUCACAGGCUCCCUGUCCUGAUCCAUUUGUAGAGUUGCUACAACAUAUUAUCUGUAAGGCCUGGGCUAUGCAGGCAGUGCUUAAUAAUGAGUCAUUAUUCAUUAGCACAGGGAUCCUCAUAGUUAGAGUUGCCAAAUAAAAUACAGGAUGCCCAACUAAAUUUGAAUUUCAGAUAAACAAUGAAUACUUUUUUAGUAUAAAUAUGUCCCAAAUAGGGUAUCCAAUACCUAAAAUCUAAAUUUAACUGGACGUCCUGUUUUUCAUUUGCUUGGUUUUCACUAAAUCUGACAACCCUGCUCAUUGUGAAUCAAUACUACACUUUCUGAAAAAAAUGGCAAAGAUUUGACAAUCUUCACUAUGAUCUUCUCAAUCACCAAACUGAAAACCACCGGCUGAAGCCCCUCUUCUUUGUUGCUCAAAGAACUGACUCUGAGGAAGACUGGAGAAGAAAUAGGAAUGAAUCCAAGCCAAAUCUGCAGAGAAAGCCCCUGACCUACACACAACCCUUCACUACAAUCAGAGCUACAGUUUCACAACCAUUUAAGAGAUAGAUUUUUUUAAGUUUAUUUAUUUUGUGAGAGAACAUGUGCAUGAGUGGGGGAAGGGCAUAGAGAGGGAGAAAGAGAGAGAAUCCCAAGUGGGCUCCAUGCUGUCAGCGUGGAGUCCAACACGGGGCUCGAUCUCAUGAACCCUAAGAUCGUGAUCUGAGCCAAAACUAAGAAUCGGGCACUUAACUGAGCCACCCAGGCGCCCCUAAGAGAUAGAGUAUUUAAAGAAAUUCUGCUUUUCCAAUGACACUGUUAAAUUCCAUGAGAGCAGGGUAACACCUGCCUCCCCAGCACCUAGGACAAUGCUUGGCACUUAGGUGCUCAGUAAGUACCUGCUGCAUGCCUGAAUGAAGGAGCAGUAGCCUGUCUUUUCCCCUCUUUACUCCACAUCUGCCUCGCCCCUUGCCUUUCCUAUCUCCUUGCCCUGAAGGCCUUCUCAAAGUGCUCUGAGAUCCUCAAAUAACCAAAUUGUGUACUAAGACUGGUUUACAGAUCAACAAUGGCUUCACAGUCUUUAUCCCAUUUGUCCUUUGCAACAACGGGUACAGAAAGAACAAGGAUUCUUAGCUCCACUCUGCAGAUGAGAAGACUGAGAUCUUGGUGGGUGAAGCAACUUGCCCAAGUCACACAGGGUAGGGGUAGGAAGUCCCGGACUCUAGCUCAGAUGAGAGACUGAAGGGUGUCUCUCUUACCUAGUCCCUUUUUUUUUUUAAUGUUUAUAUAUUUUAAGAGAACGAGAAGGGGCGGGGCAGUGAGAGAGGGAGAGAAUCCCAAGCAGACCCCUGACUGUCAGCACAGAGGCCUACAUGCGGCUUGAUCCCACGAACCAUGAGAUCAUGACCUGAGCCGAAAUCAAGAGUCGGGAUGCUUAACUGACUGAGCCACCCAGGCAUCCCACCUAGUCCCUUCUUAUCCUGGUCCUUUUCCUGGCUGAGGAACACCCCCCUGCCACUGUUGUGCCACUCACACCCCCCAGAUGCCAAAGGAGGAGUUUCCCCCUAGCCCAGAGUGCUGGAGGCAGCACCCAAGCAAGCCACUUUCAGUGCCUUACUGCUACUGCAAGAAGCCUGAGGUCUACACACACUGGCACACCCUAUGUGAUAAGCGACAAGAACGGGAGGCCGAGAAGAUGCUGCGGAAAAUGAGAGAUCACCCUAGGCAACUCAAAGAGGGCACCCCCAUCCAAAAAUUCCAUCUCCCUAUGAGCAAGCUGACUAUACAAUCUCAGAUGGGAUCCAAGCCCUCAGACCCUGCUGGGGACCCCCUGAAGUGGCAAAGAUUAAAGGUCAGGGACCACGGUGGGAGGGAGAAUGGGGAGACUCCCUUUGUGGGUGUCCUUACCUUGGGCUCACAUUAUCCUUCAGCCCUCAGUCCCUGCCUGCAAAAUGGAGGGAGGAAAGGAAAAGGGACUGGAUUGGAUGAGCACCUGUUUGAAGUUCUACAACUAUAUUUAUCCCUUUCUUCCUUUCCACUGGCUCCCUUGGAUGGGCAGGAACUCACAAAAAGCCUGGAAUCUCCCAGAGAGCCUGAGCAAUUCUAUGCAGCACAGGCUCUGGGGUGCCUGGGCGUCAGUGAGCAGUUUGUCAUGGAGGCACUAUGGCAGGUGGCCCAAACCGGUUCAGAGAAAGUGAAGUCUGAGGCCUGUCGAAGCCUGGCCCUCCUGGGUUGCCUGAAUAAGCACGUGAUCCAGGUUCUCAUCACACAGUUGAAGGGGCAAAAUGAGGAGGAAAGGAUGGAUUCUCUGACACGGCUACGAGUGGCUCUCAACUCCCAGGCUGCUGUCCCCAAAGACAAGGUGACUGGGAGGAGAGUCAGUAACUGGGGCAAGAGAACUCAAGUCGGGGAUGAAGAGAAGUUGGUGCCUGUUCUGCAGAUGCUGAUAAAGAAGUCAUCAAAUGAAGCAGCUGUGGAGGCAGCCUUGUGCUUGGGUUUCCUGAGGCCCUGCAGCAAAAUAGCCCAAGAGUUCUUGCUGCAAUGCCUAAGCCAAGGGUCCAAAACCCAGCGGAUGAAGGCACUUAGGAUGCUGGUCAAGAUGAUGCAUGUACACUCAGCCACAGUCAUCAGGGCCAUCCUAGACCAGCUGUGCUCUUCUAGUGUCCUGGAGCACCGCUUUGAAGCCACCCAGAUGCUCAAGACCAUUGGACUGGAAAAGAUCCAGGCACAAGGGCUGGAGGGAUUCACAUUUGACCUGCUCUGGAGGAAGACUUACAAUGAACCUUUCCUUGCUAUGAGGCAGGCUGUGGCUGAAACUGUGGAAGAGCUGAAGAUGAAGCCUACGAUGAUGAACCUGGUGGAGGCGCAACUAAUGAACUCAAAUGCCACUGCGCGCCAGGAAGCAGUCAUCUCUUUGGGCGUCCUGGGGAUCCACAGCCCACAAGUGUUCCACUUGCUGUUGGACAUGCUAGAUGCGGAAAAGAGCCAGGCUGUGAAGAACAGUCUACAAGAAACAUUAACUCUCCUGGCCUCAACUGAUCCUUGGAUCCAAAACAAGCUAAAGAACAAGGUUAUCUUUGUAUAUGAAGCACCUAAGACCAAUGAGGAGGCAGAGCCUACAAGGUUCCGGAAAGACCUUGAGAACCCAGAAGAGUUAAAUAUCCAAGACUUUCAACUAGCACAGCUGAACCCCUUGUUUAUUGCAAAGUCCAGAGCCACAUCAGACCAACAGAAAAAGCUGAGUGCCCAGAGAGAGUCUGCCUUCUAUCUCACUUCUACCUUCCCAACAUGUUUCUCUAAACCAAAACACAAGGCACAGGCCACAGGGCCCUGGGUGCCAGGGAUCAGGAAGCAGCUCCAGAUCCUUGCUAAAACCUCUAAAUAGGUCAGUUCUUUGGGCCUAGCCCCCAUUCUCUUCCUGAUGUUACUUCUCAGGUUCCCCUGGGAAAACAACCUAUAAUUACCUUCCAUGAAUAAAUGA